CUUCCCUGCCGAUCAGUUUCGAGCUGACAGUCAAUGCGUGCACCUGUGGUUAUGUGGAUGCGAAUAAAAAAAGAAAGUGACGUGUAUUGAAAGAAAAUUUGGAAAAUAAAAUAUCGAUAAAAUUGGCAGUGUAAAUUGUGGAAUUAAAGAAAAGGAUACGGUACGGUGAUACGUUGAUUGGGAAAAAUUUUUGAUUUUUUUUUUUUUUUUUUGAAAAACUUAUAGACACCUUCACAACGGAGGACGAGUAGCCUGCGGCCUUCCAGGUGUUCCGCGUUGGCGCAACGCUACGCCCACGUGCCCCGCGAAAUAUUAGUAACAGACCCGCGUCCCGGAAUCUUGACUAGUUUUUUAAAAGUGUCAGGCUGCUAAUUUGAAUAAAAUCGUAUGACUCUGUCGGGGAAUUUGAAUUCUCACUCGGCAUAUAUACAGCGUCAGUUGGACUUCGUCAAUCGUAUCAAAAAUUCAAAUUCGUCGGUGUUUCGUAAUUUUCUUUCUCUAACCUAUCGUGACAUAUUUUCAUCGGUUAAUAAUUUUCAGGUUCGUUCUGAAACUCGCGUGUAACGGUCUGUGCAAUCGAAUUGUGAACGCGCCUUAAUCAAAAGUAAAAGAUGUAUAAAUUAAAUUAUCGGUAAGGAUAAUUUUUUUUUUUUCCAAAAAAAAAAAGGUUGCUCCAAUUUUUAUCCAGAGAUAUUUCGAGCGAUCCGUAAAAAAAAAGAAAAUUGGAUAAAAAAUCAUUUUUGGUAAUCAGUCAAGCGGUCUUUACGGACAAUGACGCUGACGUCAGUGAUUCUGUCACGUGUUACGACGAAUAUCUCGUUUAAAUUUCCCGCCAUCGGCUACACUCAAAAUGUAUAAAUCGUAUACCCGUGUAUCGUGAACUUUUGUGAACUAUGACACGAGUGGACGAAGAUUAACAAAAAGUGAAAUAGUUCGUAAAGUGCCCUCUGGAAUAUACAAUGCUGGAACUCGUGGAGCGAAAAGCUAGUGGAAUAUCCUGGCCAGUCGCGAUGGCGCGGUUGCCGCGGAGCUUUGAAAAUCACAAGGACGUCUUUCUCAGGCGAGAAAAGAGCGGACCAACUUUUCGCGAGAGAAGGUGGAAAAGGGACAGCAAGGGCCUCCUGUGUGCCCUGGGUCGUUGCAAUGAUUACUACAGCCCUGAUACCCUGGGCACAUGGAAAUUUCAUAGAGUGUCGCGCGUAAGCCAUGAGGGGAUGAGCACUGGCGGAGAUGGCAGUGGCGGUGGUGGUGUUGGUGGUGUGCAGGCUGGUGGGGGUGGCAGAAAUACGCCACCCCAUGGAUCACCUACCCCCAUGGACAAAGCCACCCUGAAGGUUCACUUGCCAAAUGGGGGUUUUAAUGUCGUGAAAUUUGGGGAUGCCAUCGAUGUCAGGGGUAUCAUAUCUCUGGUUACUAGUCGCCUUGCCGUGGGAACCAGGCAUUAUAGGAAUUUAUACGCCAUGAGAUUGCAUCACCCUGGAUCAGGGGAGAGUUACUGGUUGCAUCAGGACACGACCAUGUAUCAGGUUCAAGAAAAAUACGAAAGGAAACAUCCUCACAGUGAGUGGAGGUACGAGUUAAGGGUUCGUUAUUUACCCCAAAAUCUCAAUGAUUUAUAUGAGAAGGACAAAGUCACGUUUUAUUAUUAUUACGACCAGGUGCGAAACGAUUACCUGAGUGCUAAUCACGCGGCCCUGGAUCAAGAUGUUGCGGUGCAAUUAUGUUGCUUGGAGAUACGUUAUUUCUUCAAGGACAUGCCGCAGAUUGCUCUUGACAAGAAGAGCAAUCUUGAGUACCUGGAGAGAGAGGUGGGCUUGCACAAGUUUUUACCUCGUUCGGUGCUUAAUGGAAUGAAGCCAAAAACGCUACGCAAGCUCAUUCAGCAGCACUUCAAGAAGGUCGCAUCUCACUCGGAACUCGAGUGCAUGUUCAAGUUCUUUGACCUCCUAAGGUCGCACUACAGGUUCGAUCAAGAGAGGUUCAUUUGUGCUCUUGGGUCAAGUUGGUCCAUUCCUGUGGAGCUAGUCAUUGGUCCAGACCUUGGUAUUUCCUACAUGGCUCAUCGUGGUGGUACUGUGCCUACGAGAAUGGCGGAAUUCUCACAGAUACAGUCCAUUCAGACACUUGUCUCGGAUUGCAAGGAACAUGCGAAGGCGUGCAUCAAACUGAGAGUUGCUGGUGCUGCUGAGACUCUCAGCAUCACUUGUUCCAGUCUGGAUCAAGCUGAGAGCCUUGCUGAUUUGAUUGACGGUUAUUGUAGACUAGUUACUGGCAGCAAUACUUCUCUUUGGAAUCGUAAAGCUGCUUCAUGGAAAAAUUAUCCAUGUCCUUGCAAAGAUGCUCAUCCGCCAAAGUACAGACAGGAUGCUACUGGUAGCCCAGAAAAAAAUGCUGGAAAAACUGGCACCAUUUUGUCUGAGGAUUAUGCGGAGAUAGUUGACGAGGAAGGCGAUUAUUCUACACCAGCAACACGGGAUUAUCAAAUCGUAAGAAACCAGGUGGAAUUGGGUGAGAUUAUCGGUGAAGGUCAGUUCGGAAAUGUUCAUAAGGGUUCAUACAAAGGUCGAGAUGGUCAGACGAUCGCAGUAGCUGUAAAAACCUGCAAGGUCGAUGCCGAUUUGGCAACUGCUGAGAAGUUCCUCGAAGAAGCUUAUAUAAUGCAACAGUUCGAACAUCCUCAUAUCAUUAGACUGAUUGGAGUUUGUUCAGAAGCUCCAAUCUGGUUAGUUAUGGAGUUGGCCAGAUUGGGAGAGAUGAGAGCUUAUUUGCAGUCCAAUAAGAAUCGAUUAGAUCUAGCUACACUGCUCCUCUACACGUUCCAGCUGAGUACAGCGCUGUCAUAUCUCGAGAGUAAAAAAUUCGUGCACAGAGACAUCGCAGCAAGAAACGUAUUGGUUUCUUCGCACAACUGUGUAAAACUUGCAGAUUUUGGAUUAAGCCGAUGGGUAGAGGAUCAAAAUUACUACACAGCGAGCAAGUGUAAGCUUCCAAUUAAGUGGAUGGCACCGGAGAGUAUAAACUUUCGAAGAUUCACCACAUCAUCCGAUGUCUGGAUGUUUGGAGUCUGUAUGUGGGAGAUACUCAUGCUGGGAGUGAAGCCUUUUCAGGGUGUAAAGAAUAACGAAGUAAUACGUAAAUUAGAAAAUGGCGAGAGAUUGGCACUUCCCAAUCACUGCCCACCGCGAUUAUACUCAUUAAUGUCUCAGUGCUGGAGUUACGAGCCCAGCAAGCGACCAACGUUCAAGGAUAUUAGAGAGAACUUGCACGAGAUUCUCCUCGAGGAGAAACAUCAGCAGCAGGAGACUAUGAGGCGGGAAAACAGAAGGGUACAGGCAAUGUCCUGGGGAGCAGACGACGUCCCGCCGCCAAAGCCAUCUAGACAACCGCAGAAUGCAACGGAUCAAACUCAACUCACAGUGACGGCUCCGGUCUCGACGUACAUUGUGGCGCAGAGUCCUGAGGUCCUGGCACAGCUCCUGAAGGAUAACCAGACUAGGGGGGUAUGUCCCUCGGUCUACACGACACCCGCUUCACCUUUUAAUACCCUUGCAGUCCAGUUCCAAGACGAGGAUCAGAUCCUCACCACUGCCGUAGUCUCAGAUCUACCUUUCUUCGACCCACUCGUAUCCGAAGCUGGAAUCUCCCACGACAAUCAGUCCGGAGACUCAACACUGUCUGAAACUAAUUUAGAUUCCUUAGACUCCUCCGACACCGUGUCACCCUUAAUGUCCAGCUUAACUAUGUCUGAUUCAGGUCAGAGCCAGUCCCCUGCAGCUUGUCGAAAGCAGCAGAAGGUUAAAGAGAUGCAGAAUUUAUACGCGGUUAGCUCAAAGGUCGUCGGUAGCAUUACCGGUGACCUCUACUCGCCAGUGCAGAAGUUCUCGACCUCGAACGCAGUGCCGAUAGCGAGUAACGCUUGCGCCGAGAUAUACGGCCCGGUCGCGAAUUUCACUCAGAGUUCAGCAAUCGUUGGCAACCUUAGUCAGAGUCCUAGUGUAGGUGGUAAUUUCGGUGAGAAUCCUGGAAAUUAUGGACCCUCUAGCUUGCCGAAUGUCAUAGUAUCGCAUAGUCAGUACGUCCCUGGCACGCAUGCUCAGAGUCAGUCUAGCAGUUACUCCCAGUUCCCCAGUAGCGUCGGGGCGCAGCCCUUCAGUGGUAUCGGUGCUGGACAAAAUUCCACUCAAAAUCCUCCAAGCGGACAGACUCCUGGUGCUCCCGGUGGUGGUUAUUCCCGUAGCGUUAGUUCCUUGACGACGGUCAUGACAUCAUCAGCUACCGAGUGCCUAUACGGUCCGGUACUGAAGUUCCGAGCUCAGUCAGCGCAGAGCCAGAGCUGUGAGAUGAAGACUGGUACACCACCAAAUGUCUCGCACAUGCAAAACGCCAGGAACAACCUGGUCUACAGUCCGACACCGGUGCAGAACUUCCAGUCGCAGCCAAUGUAUCCUCAGAACUAUCAGCACCAACAGAUCUACUCUAACGUAGCUCAGACAGCUCAGCAACCGAUGUACGUCACGCGUGGUCAGCACGUACAGAACUUCCAGAGGCAGAGCUCCCUGCAAGCUCAGGCUGUCUCUUACAGCCAGGCCCAGUUCACCAGCUGUCAGAAUCAGUCAAAUGGAUCAAAUCCAAUAUACACUGUGCACGCUACGCCAUCAACAGUUGUUCAAGCUCAGAAAAUGCACCAGGCGACUUACGCCCAGCAGAUACAAUCCGGAACUAGCAGUCCUCUGCCUACGAACCAACCAGGAAUGAUCCAGACUCACGUAGUGCAUUCUCACUUCGCCGUACCAAACACGAGCCAGCAACACGUUUCACAGUCUGCUCAGAAAUUCGUACCGCAGCAGCUUCCCAAUUCCGGAGCGCCUAACCAGGGCGUGGGGGACCAGGUGAAUCAGGUCUUAGCGACCUCAGUAGACCCUGCCACAUCCCGUUUUAACGCGGUGAACUCACAGCAGGCCAUGAGUGCUAGCUGCACAACGCAACAGUCACAAAUGGUCCAGCCGCAGGUUGCCAUGGCAGUUACAAGAUCAAGCGCACCCCAGAUCGCUACUGGAGUAGCCAAGAUCACCACGUUUGUAACGCAAAAAACUGACGAGCAGCUCACCAGCUCUACCGAUGGCACAAUGUCCGGUUCACUGGUCUCCUCCGCUGUCAGUGACAGUACUGUCUCCUCCAGCGGCUCUGUGACCGAGGAGGCUCAGCAAGAUCAGAGGAACGCACAGUCACAAUUGUUCGAAAGCGUCUCGGAAAGUUUCACCCGGGGUGUGGACGAUGAGCAGAAGAUACUUGAGCAGCGACUAUUGGAACAGCAAAGACAAUCCGAAGAGGACAGCAGAUGGUUGGCACGAGAAGAGAAACGUCUUUCGAUUGCAACCAGCGGCGACGAGAGUGCCAGCCCUCCGGUACCGAGGUCCGUCACGCAAUCACCAAGUCACGAAGCUCACACUGCCAAUACGGGAUCACUUGGCUCUGACAAGGGUUCCGAUAAAGUAAUAGUCGUCAAGAAGAUGGAACCAACCCCAACGGCUGAUUUGGAUAGAACCAAUGACAAAGUCUAUGACUGUACUACAAGUGUCGUGAGAGCUGUAAUGUCUUUGUCUCAAGGAGUACAACAAAGUAAGGCUGAACAGUAUCUAGAACUGGUACGACGCGUGGGCGUGGAAUUAAGGUCUCUUUUGUCCUCUGUGGAUGCUCUGGUGGAAAUACUCCCAGCCUCGGCGCACCGGGAGGUAGAAAUGGCGCACAAAGUCCUGAGCAAAGACAUGGCCGAGCUUGUGUCAGCCAUGAAACUGGCUCAGAGUUACAGUGCAACGACAUUGGAUGCCGAAUAUAGAAAGGGCAUGCUAUCCGCGGCGCAUAUCCUGGCAAUGGACGCGAAGAAUCUCCUGGACGUAAUCGAUUCCAUUCGCAUCCGUUAUCCGUACGUGGACAAUCGGAUCUGUCAAAAGCAAAGCGAGGUGAUAAGCAACACCAGAGAGUCCACGCCGGAAAAUCAAAAUCGGUCCAGCCAGUCCGGAGAACAACUGCUGGGCAGAAGUCUGUCGAGCGACAGACAGACGCCGACAUUCAGACAGAGUCAAAGUGGAGAUCUUCUUCAUCGAAUGGGCCAAUCGAUGGACCAUUCCUUCCAGCAGGGCAGCCAGUCAGACGUGAGCUCAGUGUCUAGUCUCGAAAGGCGGCAUCACAUGGUGACGAAUAGUCUCGAAAGAAAUUCCACGGCAAGAAGACAAAUGGCGACGAACAGUCUUGAACGGAAGAGACCAUCCCUUUCGUGCAAUAUGGGUUCUGCUGGGAAUCCUGCCAAUCUACCGCCGAUAGUACCGGUCUCCUGCAACCUGGUGCAGACUAUCACUCCUGUCAUUAAUCCAAGUCAGUCAGUCUCGCCGGAUGUCAGUCAGUCGUCUGCAUUCGCUAUGAACAACAAGGGCAACGAGACACCGCCCAACGACAGCUAACAACAAGAUUAGGGAAAUUGAGGUUCGCGUCGAGACGAUAUAGGGUGGUGCUUUAUUUUAUUUCUUUCCUUCGUUCUCCUUUAAUUCAUUUUAAUGUAUCAUUUUGAAUAUGAACGUCGCAGAGUUGCCUUUUGUUUAUCUGUAAAUAUGUGAGAACGUCAAGUUACCCUUGCGCGUCCCUCGGCACGACGUUGCUCGACGAUGAACCCGAGGGUCGGGGCUCUCUUAAUAUUCGUGCUUGUUAGCCGUUCCUUUUCUUUUUUGUUUUCAUGUGUUCUCUUACAUUCUUCUUUACCUCAAUUUUCUUCAACGAUAUUUCAUACCCUCGGAGACGAACCACACUUUAUCCAAGCGUACUUAUAGGUAGGACAGUAUUCACUAGCUCUUAGCGUUUAUAGCUGAUGCGUCGCCAGGUAGUUUAAGGUCACAGCUGUAUCGAAAUCGCAACUCCAAAGUUUUAGGGUUAUCGUUGAUAAUUGUUAUAGGGUGACGCAGAGAAACUUAUAAUAUUUUCAUCUCUUCGUCGACGAUUUCGACUUUUUAUAAUAAGGGCUCGGGUCGCGUUUAUUUUAUGCCAGUGAUUGGUAUCAAUGUAUUUUGGAAUUUUUCAAAUGUAUGAAUAUUUCUUCAAUUUUUAAACGUUUGUAGCCCACUAGAGGGUUUCUGUCUCUUUGCGUCACUCUGUAGAUAGUCAAAUAUAAUUAUAUAAAAAUGAUAAGCGAUAAUCGGCAGUCAUCGUAGUAGCUCGCGGACGCUUCGCGUUCUAUGUAGUAUUUGCAAUUUUACAAAUGUUGUUUUUAAAACAGGUUCGUAAUUCGAUAGUCUAUUUCCUAUGACAUAUAUAUAUAUAUAUAUAUAUAUACAUAUGGGGA
This is a messenger RNA of Cephus cinctus (wheat stem sawfly), 7330 nucleotides long. RefSeq names its product focal adhesion kinase 1 (gene Fak). Gene Ontology annotation, cellular component: focal adhesion; cytoskeleton. Lineage: Eukaryota; Metazoa; Arthropoda; Insecta; Hymenoptera; Cephidae. Gene Ontology annotation, molecular function: ATP binding; protein tyrosine kinase activity. The record is from RefSeq and is a predicted model, not a curated record. The coding region runs from base 960 to 6458 and encodes 1832 amino acids. Gene Ontology annotation, biological process: protein phosphorylation; signal complex assembly. The transcript has 22 exons.